GUUUUGACCUCGUCUAGCUCCUCAACAACUGAAAUAUCUCAACAAACCUUCCCAACCAAAAACCCUACCAAUCUCCUUUUCUUAACACCUCAAUUCAAAACCCCCCUAAAUUUCUCAUUACACCUCCCCAAUUCCCAAUUUCCUGCAAUUACCAAAAUUUCAUCCAAUUCUCUAGUCUCCUCUGACCCUAAAAGAAUAAAAACGUUUUAUCUCCUCCUCGUCUUCAUUGAUUCCGGAAUUGGUUCACCUAAUUGGAAAUUCUAAUGGAUCACCAAGAACCUGAUCCAUCUCCCAGACCUAUCUCUGUAAAGACCGCCAAUUCUUACCAUUUGAUGGAGUGUCCGACCAUGUCCUUGUCCCAAUCGGCGUGGCUCGAAAUUCGCCUCUUUUACGUUCGCAUCUCCCCCUGCGUGGUCGAGAGCGUGUCGGAUCACCUCACUCUCUGCUACCCGCGCCGCGAGAUCGGCGUGUCGCUCGAGAUCAACGGCUCCCGCGUGCCUGCAUCCGAAGCCGCUCGCGUCGCCCUCCGUCGCGACCGCCUCGACCGGGAGUCUUCUGAGGUAACUUACGUAAGUACCGAUGCUGUGCGCGUCACUGGAGGGUUCGACUUCGAGGUCUAUGAGAACGAUGAUAUGCUUCUCUGCGGUAGCUUGGAGAGGAUGGAGGGCGCGUGGAGCAACGGGAGCGUGAGCGAUGCGAAAACCGGAUGGGAUAUGGAUUGUUAUAUGGCUAUGGGGAACGGUUCGGGCUCAGGUUCUGGGUCGGCGUUUUUUCAGCCGAAGCUCGGUGUUUCGUCGCCUUCUGUCGAAGUUUAUAUCGCUGGAUGUUGUGGGGGUGUGCCGGUGAUUCUGACUAAGACAAUUCAGGUGAGCCCCAGGAAGAAGAGCUCGAGGCUUGUGACGUUGGAUGCCAUU
This is a messenger RNA of Carica papaya (papaya), 914 nucleotides long. NCBI's taxonomy places the organism in Eukaryota, Viridiplantae, Streptophyta, Magnoliopsida, Brassicales, Caricaceae. The record is from RefSeq and is a predicted model, not a curated record.